This is a messenger RNA of Mizuhopecten yessoensis (Yesso scallop), 2525 nucleotides long. RefSeq names its product solute carrier family 22 member 3-like. The transcript is spliced from 11 exons. NCBI's taxonomy places the organism in Eukaryota, Metazoa, Mollusca, Bivalvia, Pectinida, Pectinidae. Gene Ontology annotation, biological process: transmembrane transport. Gene Ontology annotation, cellular component: membrane. Bases 136 to 1809 code for a protein of 557 amino acids. The record is from RefSeq and is a predicted model, not a curated record. Gene Ontology annotation, molecular function: transmembrane transporter activity.
AAGGAAACAUUCUUGGUAUCCAUGCUCCCAGCAUUUAGUUUAUGUCUUGCAUUGAACAGCAUUUCUUAAACAUAGACGUCGUACAUCUACCGGACUAAAGCGUCAGCAUUUAUAGAUACAGAUUCCUUUCUCGACAUGUCUGAGAUGAAAGCUGACGAAGAUGGAAUGACGCCGAAGACAGUGCCACUAGAUGAAUUACUGCCAAGACUAGGACACCCCGGGAAGUUCCAAGUAAUCACCUUCCUCCUGCUUGCCCUAAACUACUUGUCCGUGGUUUUUAACCACGUGUGUAUGGCGUUCUACGGCUCCGCGCCUAAACACCAGUGUCAAGACAGUUCCAUAGAGGCUGGAAAUACCACCAUUCUGGGUGUGACGUAUGGAAAGUGUGUAACGUCCUACAUCCUGGGAGAUGGUCAAAACACGACAAUCACUUGCGAGUCUGACCCAAACGGGCGCUGGAACUAUUCACUAUAUACGGAUCGCGAGACCACCAUCGUCACACAGUGGGAUCUAGUAUGUGAAAAUGGCUACCUUGGUAAGCUGGCUACCACUAUAUACUUCCUCGGGGUAAUGACAGGAGGUGUGCUGUUUGGGCAUAUCGCUGACUUCUUUGGACGGAAGUGGACCAUGUUGCUUUGCUUGUAUACUCCUGUUGCCAUAGGAAUUGGUAUAUACUUCGUUGAAACCUUCACCGAAUUUGUUGUUUUGAGAUUCUUUCAAGGAGUAUUUAUUCAGGGACUGCAGACGUCUACGGUUGCCCUAGUGAUGGAGAUGGCGGUUCGGGAGUAUCGUGGAAUCGCCGGUGCAGUGUUCGAGUGUUACUGGGGAGCAGGAGUACUGAUCCUGGCAGGCAUAGCCUACUUCAUCCAAACGUGGCGAUACAUCCAGCUGGCCAUUUCCCUUCCUGCUAUCCUGCUUGUGUUCCAUAUAUGCUGGACUCCCGAAUCUCCACGAUGGUUGGUCAUGAAAGGGCGGUUCGAUGACGCGGAGGGUGUGGUGAGAAGAAUCGCCAAGUUCAACAAAUUACCGUACCCAGGAGAUAUUAUGAAUGCUAUCCGGAAGGAGGGAGUCCCCUUGGACGAUAAAAACAGAAAACGGUUCACGGCCCUUGACCUUAUGACGUCAUCAAUAAUCAGAAAUAGGACAUUCCUGUUGUUUUAUCUUUGGUUCGCUACGUCUAUUGGAUAUUACGGCCUCACAUUCCAAAUCACCAGCCUUGCAGGGAACAAGUAUCUAAACUUCUUCAUCGGCGCAUCAGUGGAAAUGGUCGCCUAUAUUAGUGUGAUAUACAUUAUCAAACGAUUCGGCCGACGUAAGCCCCUGACUUUCUACUUCCUACUUGCCGGAUCUUGCUGUAUUCUGGCUGGUGUGAUACCGUUUGCUGGAACAGGUGACGACAUCUCUAAAGCAUCUACCAGUUUCGCAAUCAUUGGUCGAUUUGGUAUGGGCGGCGUAUUCAGCGUUAUUUUAGUGUAUACAUCUGAGUUGUACCCUACUGUCAUCAGGAGUAUCGGAAUGGGUGGCUGUUAUUUCCUGACAAGAGUAGGAGGCCUACUUGCUCCGCAAAUUCUCCUGCUGGGUGACUACACGCAUAAAUCGGUUCCAAUCAUAGCAUUUGGUGCGUUGAGUGUGAUUGGUGGAUUUUUAACAUUGAUUUUACCGGAGACACUUGGGAGAAAGCUUCCGGAUUCCAUUGAAGAUGCAGAAAAAAUGCGUGGUAACAAAAUAAUCAAGAACGUGGACGAGAGAAGUAAUCGUACCCCAGCUGUAAAUGAAGGCUUCAAUGGAGAUACUCAAACUCAUUUGUAGCGAUCUCGAAAAGGACAUCAUCGUUUUCCGGAAUCCCGGCAAAGGAACACAUUAGUUUGCAUACCUAUUUGCGCAUGUAUUUCGCGAGUGGCUGCAUCAUGAAGACGCUAGCCAAGUCAAAUUCCGGCAAAAUUCUCGUAUUUAGAUGCACUUAUGCUUUAUCUAAUGUGAUAAAUAGACCCAGAGGCGGAUCCAAGGGGGUGGCACAUGCUCUAUUUAGCACACAGUUAAUAUGGAGUUAAUAUAGCAAAAGUGAUAUAAGGAAGAGUGUUGCAUGAAACACAGGUAAAUAACAGGUAUUCACAGGUGAAAUGUAGCUUUUAGGAAAUAGUAUAUAAUUGACUUUCCAUUGUUUCAUUAAACAACACCUGCCUGUUGUUGGUAACGAUGUUAGCACUCAGAAAACACCCCGAUAAAUGUAUAUAUAUAGUGCAUGUAUUUCUUAUUGUAUAAGUAAUGUUUUAAAUAAUGCUUUAUAAAGUUAGUUUAUUAAUUACGGUAUAACCCCAAAAAAUAAUCCGUUAUUCCAGAAUUAUAGAAAUAAAUUUCGAUAUUUUAUACAUUUUUAAAUUCGAUAAACCAUUUGUAAACAAUAUCUCAAAUGAUAAUCAGUAUAUUGAAUAAUUCAGACAGAUUUUAAAUAUGUCAAUAUUAUGCUGAAACGGUGUGUUUUAAAGGGAUGACAUUUCAAUCUUUCAAAUGACAGUUUAUGUAUA